UAUGUAUGAUGAUAUUCUUUACGACUUCGCAGCCCUAACUCGAAAACCGGCUAAGUCGCGCGGGAAUACCUAGAGAUGGGAUCGCCGGCGAGCCACCUCAUGAAUCUGGUCUCCCUCCGGCGAUCCCUUCUGUACUCCGCCUUACGUCGCCUUUCCUCGAAUGCCGUCGCCACUUCCUCGGAUUCAUGUCCUCCCACCUCCUUCACACCACCAUCGGAGACUGCUGAGAAGAAGGACGAUAGGAUAUACGUGAAGCGGCCGAACUCGUCGUCAUCGUCGUCUUCAGUGACGCGCGACGAGGUGUCUGUGACGAUGCCAAUGACCUUCAUGACGGGAUCGGUAGUGGGGAAGCGCUUCUACAAGGAGGUGACCACCCGGAUGGCUGACGAUGGCAACGGUUGGACGGUGAUGCUCGACUACCGUACCCUCAAAACUCCUUACAAGCGACCGCUUAAGCUCCCAAACCUCGCCCUAGCGAAGGCUAUUGCCGCCGAGUGGGAAUACCAGCAAACAGAUGGAAUUAGGCCUUUCACAAUGCCCCUAAUGAAGCUUGCUUGCACUGCUAUUGAAAGAGUUCCACUCACUCGGGUGAAAAUAAUAAAAAAUCUGAUAGAUAAGUUUCACCAUGAUUUAGUAUUCUGCCGUUCACCCGGGGAUACAGAUUUGACUAAAGGAGUACGAGAGAAACAAGAGGAGAAAAUUGACCCUUUAAUUGAAUGGCUUCAAUCAGAAUUUGGCUUUAAACCAAAGCUACAUUCUAGUCUUUUUGGUUGCAAGCAGGAUAAUCACUUUGUCAAUGCUAUAGAAAAUGUCCUGCAGAAGACUACCGACUGUGAGUUAGCAGCAAUUGAUGCAAUAGCUGCUUCUGCGCACUCUUUGGUCAUAGCUCUUGCAAUUCUUCGUGAGAGACUCAAUAUUGAGGAAACCAUGGAAUUGAUUAGGCUUGAAGAAGACUUGCAGGUUGACAAGUGGGGUUUAGUUGAAGGUGGUCAUGAUGUUGAUAUUGCUGACCUUCAGGUGCAAAUCUCUUCUGCAGUUGUAUUUUUACGCAUGUCAUUCAGGCAGUAAGCUGAACUUUCUUUUUCAACGGCUAAUUUGGGUAAGAAUAUUCUGACUUAAUAUAAAUUUUGUAUUUAUUUUUAGAUAAAUAUAAUUUAAAUUUUUUAUUGAUUUAUCAUGUAUUGUAUUCUUUUUAAAAUAAAUUAAAUGUUUACACAACUUUCCUUAAUCAAA
Molecule: messenger RNA, 1233 nt
Organism: Dendrobium catenatum
Lineage: Eukaryota; Viridiplantae; Streptophyta; Magnoliopsida; Asparagales; Orchidaceae
Product: ATP synthase mitochondrial F1 complex assembly factor 2
Exons: 4
Coding region: 76-1068 (330 amino acids)
Biological process (GO): mitochondrial proton-transporting ATP synthase complex assembly
Cellular component (GO): mitochondrion
Source: RefSeq, a predicted model, not a curated record